Salmo salar (Atlantic salmon) is the source of this 652-nucleotide messenger RNA. Lineage: Eukaryota; Metazoa; Chordata; Actinopteri; Salmoniformes; Salmonidae. The record is from RefSeq and is a predicted model, not a curated record.
GGUCAAACAGGCCCAUUAUCCAUAGAAAGGGCGGUCUGGUAAACAUGGAUCGGUAGGGCGACACCACUGAGGUAGAAAGAACGGUGCGACACUCAUUUUCUGUGGAUUCGGCGCCAUCUUCUGGACACCAAAAUCAUUAGUGGGUCUGCAAUCAUCUAGUCUGGUCUGAUGCUGUUUCCGGUUUGUUCCUGCACGCCGAUGUUGUGAUCUACGGUGGAGCUACGUUUGUGUUUUCCAAAUAAACCCGGCGGAUUUGAACGAGUCUUUGUCAUCAUGUCGACUGCCCUCGAGAGCUACAUCAACCGUACAGUGGCCAUCGUUACAUCUGACGGACGGAUGAUAGUGGGCACCCUGAAGGGCUUUGACCAGACCAUCAACCUGAUUCUGGAUGAGAGUCAUGAGCGUGUGUUCAGUUCCUCUCAGGGCGUGGAGCAGGUGGUCCUGGGACUAUACAUCGUCAGAGGAGACAACGUUGCUGUGAUUGGGGAGAUUGACGAGGACACAGAUUCUUCGCUGGACCUGGGGAACAUCCGUGCUGAACCCCUUAACUCUAUAGUCCACUGACCUCUCACCCUGACCCCUCAACUCUGGUGUGCUGACCCCUACACCUGAGUGAUUGUGUGUGUGAGAGAGAGUGUGAAAGAGAAAGUGA